Ilex paraguariensis (yerba mate) is the source of this 264-nucleotide messenger RNA. The record is from the annotation of a GenBank genome assembly. NCBI's taxonomy places the organism in Eukaryota, Viridiplantae, Streptophyta, Magnoliopsida, Aquifoliales, Aquifoliaceae.
AUGCAGUUUUACGUUAUUGAAACAGUCCGAGUUGGUCAAAUCCUUACCAAAUCUCAUAGUGAAGAGACUCGAGAGUCUCGUAUAAUAAAAUAUUUUUUUGUGCAUAAUACUAGUCAUCUUGAGGGAAUGGAAGAAGGUUUGGCAAGAGCGAGAGCUGCCAUUCAAGAAGCGGUUCGAAUACAGAGAUACAUUUCACACAAGAAUGAGAGUUUCAUACCCAGAGGAUCAAUUUACAAAAACCCUUAUGCCUUUCAUCAGUUAUGA